UACCAUGCAUUCAAAGAAAAUGAUUUGUUUUGGGGAACUAACUUCACCGAAUGGACAAACUUGAAGCUGGCAUAUUAUAACCCGUGGAACUUUCAACCCAUCAAACAUCCUAUUGAAGCUUACGGAGGUUAUUAUAACAUGCUCGGCCAUUCCCAACGGUCAAGAAUGGGAAAGCUGGCAAGGUUUUAUGGCAUCCACGGCUUCGCAUUUCAUCACUACUGGUUUGAGUGCAACACUGUAUUUAUGGAGUCGGUCAUUAUGGAAAUGCUGAAAGAUGGACAGCCAGACCUCCCGUUUAUGCUCAUUUGGGCAAAUGAAGCCUGGACCCGGCAUUGGACUGGAGAGACAGGCGAAAUACUUCAGUCACAGAGCUACGGGAAUGAGACAUGCUGGCGGUUGCAUUUUCAGUGGCUGCUACCCCUUUUCAAGCACCCUAACUACAUAAGAGUCAAUAAUAAGCCGGCUUUUGGAAUCUACAUCGUCCCCCUUAUCAAGGAGCUGAGGCCAAUGCUGAAGCUUUGGCGAUCACUCUCUAAAGAGGAAGGUUUGCCUGGCCUCCAUAUUAUCCAGUGCCUGGGCCAUAAAGACACAGGUGUUUCUCGAAAUGUCAAUGCUAUCAUGGAGUAUCAGCCCAAUCUGAAAAAGGGGCGGAUGAAGACUGAAUCUCCAACAAAAAGGCUGCACAAAGCUCAUUACCGGGGGGAAUAUCUUGGUUGGGACAACUUCCCAAGGCACAACCUCGACCCACAUUUUGUCGUUGGGGACCUUGAUGAUGAUCCUGUUCAUGUGGAGGCAAGGCUGGAGGAGAGAUUCAGAAUCGCUCGAAAUGAUGCGAACAAUGGAACGACCCCCAACCUCUUCUUCCUCACUGCAUGGAAUGAAUGGGGAGAGGGGAACGUGCUGGUGCCAAACAACAUUUUUGGAUACGGAAACUUGAAUGCAGUUGCACUGGCGUAUGAGAACAGCAAGAAUGAAGCCAGCAAUGACAUCGACAUUCUGAACAAGUUGCACGAAUCUAUGGAUGAGUGCAGAUUGAAGCUGGACAUUCAGUACUACGUCGAUCUUGCUGGUACAGACCUCUUUCAUCUACUGAGUGGUCCUGAACCGGAAAUGAGGGUAAUUGAGAACUGGCAGACUGAAGGUUUCAACAAAGGCAGAGAGUUCAGGCUUGCGAGUGAGCUGGAGGAUGCUGCUUGCACUGGGAAAGUGCAUUGUCAGUUUCUGUGCGGAACGACUUUGGACAAACACAUG
Closterium sp. Naga37s-1 is the source of this 1251-nucleotide messenger RNA. NCBI's taxonomy places the organism in Eukaryota, Viridiplantae, Streptophyta, Zygnematophyceae, Desmidiales, Closteriaceae. The record is from the annotation of a GenBank genome assembly.